CGCAUAAAAAACGUCACAAAUGCGCCAAAAUAAAACGUGGACUCGAGCUGCUCGUUCGUUGCGUUGGUCUGUUUGUCGCUGUCAGGCUAACCGGACCAAUGACUCGUGUUAUCCGACAUUAUAAAGUCACUGGGAUUUAAAUGCCGCCAACUCGGCUCCUGCACGUCACAUGACAACAGCGGUGUGUUCACAGAUGGCUGACGACAACACGGAAAAGCAAGCUUCGGCGGAGGAAGACCGAAGUGAGAAGACCGUGAGCAGUCCCGGAGACACGGAAAACCAGGUUCUGUCCAAGAGGCAGAGGAAGAAGCUCCUGAAGCAGCAGAAGUGGGAGGAAGAGCGGGAGCAGCGGAAGCAGAGACGAAAGGAGAGGAAGCAGCAGCGUCGACUGCAGAGGCAGAGUCACCAGGAGGGCGGAGAGGUUCAGAGUGCCCGCAAACGUGCGCGCAGAGAGGCCACGCCCAGCUCUCUGAGGCUGGUGGUGGACUGCAGCUUCGACAGCCUCAUGCUCAUUAAGGAUGUCCACAAACUUCACAAACAGAUCCAGAGGUGUUACGCAGAGAACAGACGAGCCUCGCAUCCAGUGCAGUUUUACCUGACGAGCCUUGGAGGACAGCUGAGACAGAGCAUGGAUGAAAAGGACAAAGGCUGGGUGAACUGGAAGGACAUACACAUUCAAACGGAGCACUACACUGAGGUGGUGUCCCAGGAGGAGCUGGUCUACCUCACCUCAGACUCUCCCAACGUGCUGACAGAGCUGGAUCCAAAGAAGGCCUACGUGAUAGGAGGCCUGGUGGACCACAACCACCACAAGGGAGUCACCUUUGAGAGGGCCAAAGAGCUGGGCAUCAGCCACGCCCAGCUCCCUCUGAGCAGCUUCGUCAAAAUGAACAGUCGGAAGGUUCUGGCUGUUAACCACGUGUUUGAGAUCAUCCUGGCGUAUCUGGAGAAAGGCAGCUGGCAGGAGGCCUUCUUUACAGUCCUGCCUCAGAGGAAGGGAGUGGUAGCAGUCGGCUGGGACGCCACAAAUCCUCCGAAAAAAGACGAUGAGACGGACUCUGAUUCUGACUCUGACCCAGAAACUACAGCUCAGACGGAGGAACGAGCUUAGCGUUGGUGCCGAGUGGACAAUACGUUUGUUUUUGGUUUUUUAAGUGACGUGAAAAUGAGAUGGUUUAGAGAAAUUUCUGUUUCUUGACCGUUUAAGUAUUUAUUGAAAAGAUUUCUGAGUUAAUGUUCGAGACGUUGGCAGUUUAGCUGUUUGUUGUUGCAGCUGAAGCUGACAGAUGCUAACCAGAGUUCACCCACAGGACGGACACUGGGUCCACUCACUCCUCUUACGAUGAUGAUGAUGACGAUGGUUCACAAUCUUCUACUUUAUACUUUUGGAGGAAAAAGCACAGAAAUGAAUAUAAGAAGGAAAAAAACAAGAUGCCAUCCAUUAAACGGGUUAAAGCGAGAGUUUGAUGCAUUUACAUGAUACAUGUUCAGGAGUUUCUGACACAGGUUUGCUCCUCAGUAACUCAAAGGUUACGGCUGUGAUAUGUUGUGUAUAAAUGUUCGUUUUGGCUGUAGGAAGUAAACCUGGAAGGUGCAGUAUC
Molecule: messenger RNA, 1601 nt
Organism: Oreochromis aureus
Lineage: Eukaryota; Metazoa; Chordata; Actinopteri; Cichliformes; Cichlidae
Gene: trmt10a
Product: tRNA methyltransferase 10A
Exons: 7
Coding region: 170-1111 (313 amino acids)
Biological process (GO): tRNA N1-guanine methylation
Cellular component (GO): cytosol; nucleoplasm; nucleus
Molecular function (GO): tRNA binding
Source: RefSeq, a predicted model, not a curated record